AGGGGACCAUUAGGUCUCAGGGUCGUCUGAGAAGACCAAAGAAAAUAUCCUUUCAUUUUUGUUGUAUUAUUUGAUUAUAUAAUUUGUGUUUUGGUCGACUUUUAUAUCAAUUGGCACACGCGAUGGAUACAUUGGGCAUAUGAAAAGGAACGCUUAAAGCCAUAUGGGAAAACGUUCGUUUCAAAAGAAUAAAUCGAGUUAAAUGGCGCAAUGCCAUUGCCGGUGGCGACGGGUGCUCCUGUGCCUGUGCUGUGCUUCCAGUGUCCUGGUAGGGUCUCUCUGUGUGUACAUCACCCUGGCUGUGUGUUAUGGUAUGACCACCAGUACAGGCCUGAGCAGCUCUGCCCCUAUCUUACAAAUUCUACCAGAGAGCUUCAUUGCACCAGGGCUUACCAGAAAUGACUACCUGGCCCCACACCCCACCAACUCCUUCUGGGACCCCAAGCCCCACGGAGGGGCCCUCUGGAACCGUCUCCAGCUACCCAUUGACCGCCAUUACAAUCCCAUCCUGAAGCCCAAAUCCAGCAAAGAGCACAAUGACCAUCUUGAUACCAAUAAUAAUAAUGCAAACUAUUUGCGGCUUUCCCUUCCCACCUUGAGUGCAGGGUUCUCUGAGAUCGGGAACUUGACAUCUCAAAUGGAUGAUUUUCAGAAGCUGCCCCUGCAGAUGCAGAUGUUUGUGUACUCCAUGCACUUCAGGGACUACCCUGUCCUCAUUGAGCCUGCUAAACUGUGUGGACGUGGGCUAAAGAAGGGGCAGGGCCCUCUCCUACUGCUGGCCAUCAAGACCCAGGGCAUGAACUUUGAGAACCGCCAGGCCAUCCGGCAGACAUGGGGCUGGGCGGGGUGGGUGGCAGGGGCGACGGGGAAAGGCGGGGUGGUGCGGAGGGUCUUCCUCCUGGGGAAGAACCAUGUAGAACCCCAUGUGGACAUCAGUGAGUUGCUGCAGCUGGAGAACCGCCACUACGGGGACAUCCUCCAGUGGGACUUCCACGACUCCUUCUUUAACCUCACCCUGAAGGACGUACUGCUGUGGGACUGGCUCUCCACCCACUGCCCCCUGGCACGCUUCGUCUUUAAAGGGGACGACGACGUCCUGUUGCGGACCCCUGCUCUCUUAGACUACCUCCGGGAGCAGACGAUCCAGUCAGGUGCGCCCGGGUCAGAGGGUAUGAAGGGAUUCAUGGUAGGGGAUGUGAUACGAGCGGCUGUCCCCAACAGAGUCAACUCUACUAAGUACUUUAUUCCUGAUAGUUUCUAUAAGGGGCUGUACCCUCCGUACGGGGGUGGGGGAGGUGUGGUGUACUCAGGGGAGCUGGCCCUGCGGCUCAACCGUAUCUCCCGGAGAGUUCACCUGUACCCCAUUGAUGAUGUCUAUGUGGGCAUGUGCCUCCACAGGCUUGGGGUCCACCCCAUCCACCACCCCGCCUUCCUCACCUUCGACUUCCCCAAGAAAGAGGGGGUAGAGCAGUGUGCGUACCACACUAUCUUACUCGUACACAAACGUAGCCCUGCUCAGGUGAUGAAGCUGUGGUUGGAGAUAAUGACGAACCAGACAGAGUGCAGCAACACCAUCCUGAGAAUGGAGAAGGAGAAAAAGAAUACACUUCUGAUAGAUCCAUUUAGUGUGAAAGACAACGAGGGACAGGAACUUCUGACGGAUCCAUGGGAUAGUUCUGGAAAUUCAGCUCUAUUGUGAGGUAAUCACUGACUGAUUUAAAACUGACAAUGGAUGGAUGGUGAUGGAGAAGGAAUGCUACCACUUGAGAAUAGGGAAGAGCCUGCAGGACCUUCUGAAAGACCCUUGGGGUAUGCCAGAAACUUCCACUCCACACUGAGGUAACCACUGACUAGUUGUUAUAAAACUGAAGGUGAUUAAUUGACUGUUGAGAAGGUA
Messenger RNA from Oncorhynchus tshawytscha (Chinook salmon), 1897 nucleotides. RefSeq names its product N-acetyllactosaminide beta-1,3-N-acetylglucosaminyltransferase 2. The transcript has 2 exons. Gene Ontology annotation, molecular function: hexosyltransferase activity. NCBI's taxonomy places the organism in Eukaryota, Metazoa, Chordata, Actinopteri, Salmoniformes, Salmonidae. Gene Ontology annotation, cellular component: membrane. The coding region runs from base 203 to 1699 and encodes 498 amino acids. The record is from RefSeq and is a predicted model, not a curated record.